This is a messenger RNA of Ostertagia ostertagi, 1785 nucleotides long. The record is from the annotation of a GenBank genome assembly. NCBI's taxonomy places the organism in Eukaryota, Metazoa, Nematoda, Chromadorea, Rhabditida, Trichostrongylidae.
AUGCAGGAACAACUCCCACUCUUGCUCCCACCACGAGCUCCUCCAGUGGACCUCAGUAUCGACUACAACAAUUCGGAACGACUUCUACUGCAGCUCCCACCACCACCUCUUCCAAGGCGCCCACAGUGUCGAGUACAACAAGAUUCGGGAACGACCUCUACUGCAGCUCCCACCACGAGCUCCUCCAGUGGACCUCCACGAUCGACUGCAACGGAUAUAGGAACGACUUCUACUGCAGCUCCCACCACCUCUUCCAAGGCGCCCACAGUGUCGACUACAACAGAUUCGGGAACGACUUCCACUCUGCUUCCACCACGAGCUCCUCCAAAGGGCCCUCAGUAUCGACCGCAACAAUCCAGGAACUACUUCUACUGCAGCUCCCACCACCACCUCUUCCAAGGCGCCCACAGUGUCGAGUACAACAGAUUCGGGAACGACUUCCACUCUGGCUUCCACCACGAGCUCCUCCAAGGGCCCUCAGUAUCGACCGCAACAAUCCAGGAACUACUUCUACUGCAGCUCCCACCACCACCUCUUCCAAGGCGCCCACAGUGUCGAGUACAACAGAUUCGGGAACGACUUCCACUGCAGCUUCCACCACGAGCUCCUCCAAGGGCCCUCAGUAUCGACCGCAACAAAUCCAGGAACGACUUCUACUGCAGCUCCCACCACCACCUCUUCCAAGGCGCCCACAGUGUCGAGUACAACAGAUUCGGGAACGACCUCUACUGCAGCUCCCACCACGAGCUCCUCCAAGGGCCCUCAGUAUCGACCGCAACAAAUCCAGGAACUACUUCUACUGCAGCUCCCACCACCACCUCUUCCAAGGCGCCCACAGUGUCGACUAACAAGUUCGGAACGACCUCUACUGCAGCACCCACCACGAGCUCCUCCAAGGGGCCCUCAGUAUCGACCGCAACAAAUCCAGGAACUACUUCUACUGCAGCUCCCACCACCACCUCUUCCAAGGCGCCCACAGUGUCGAGUACAACAAGUUCGGCAACGACCUCUACUGCAGCACCCACCACGAGCUCCUCCAAGGCCUCCACAUCGACCGCAACGGAUAUAGGAACGACUUCUACUGCAGCUCCCACCACCACCUCUUCCAAGGCGCCCACAGUGUCGAGUACAACAAGUUCGGCAACGACCUCUACUGCAGCACCCACCACGAGCUCCUCCAGUGGACCUCCACGAUCGACUGCAACGGAUAUAGGAACUACUUCUACUGCAGCUCCCACCACCACCUCUUCCAAGGCACCCGCAUUGUCGACUACAAUAGAUUCGGAAACGACCUCUACUGCAGCUCCCACCACCACCUCUUCCAAGGCACCCGCAUUGUCGACUACAAUAGAUUCGGAAACGACCUCUACUGCAGCACCCACCACGAGCUCCUCCAAGGGGCCCUCAGUAUCGACCGCAACGAAUCCAGGAACUACUUCUACUGCAGCUCCCACCACCACCUCUUCCAAGGCACCCGCAUUGUCGACUACAAUAGAUUCGGAAACGACCUCUACUGCAGCACCCACCACGAGCUCCUCCAAGGGGCCCUCAGUAUCGACCGCAACAAAUCCAGGAACUACUUCUACUGCAGCUCCCACCACCACCUCUUCCAAGGCGCCCGCAUGUGUCGAGUACAACAAGAUUCGGCAACGACCUCUACUGCAGCACCCACCACGAGCUCCUCCAAGGGGCCCUCAGUAUCGACCGCAACGAAUCCAGGAACUACUUCUACUGCAGCUCCCACCACCACCUCUUCCAAGGCACCCGCAUUGUCGACUACAAUAG